This is a messenger RNA of Coregonus clupeaformis (lake whitefish), 1831 nucleotides long. Its product is annotated as Fc receptor-like protein 5. Lineage: Eukaryota; Metazoa; Chordata; Actinopteri; Salmoniformes; Salmonidae. The record is from RefSeq and is a predicted model, not a curated record. Gene Ontology annotation, biological process: cell surface receptor signaling pathway. Gene Ontology annotation, molecular function: transmembrane signaling receptor activity.
UCUCGAUCUCUCUGUAUCCACCAUUCAUUCACUCCCACCACCCCCCAUAACCACUUUAACUACCGCACACACACAACAAAUGUAAACACAUUCAAACCUUUACACACACACACACACACACACACACACACACACACACACACAUGAAUGCAAGUCCAUAACUGCUUCUUCAGUCAAAAACAAACUUCCAUUUCCAGUCUGAUGUUUUCUGGAUAAGAAGGAGAGAAGAUGACUACUUUCAGAACAACAGUAGUAGUUUUACUGGGUUUCUACACCUUGUGCCAGGAGACAAGAGCCUCAGUCCUUGGCAGACCGUUGCUGUACGGCCCCUCAACAGCCCUAGAGAAGACUGUAGAAUACUUCCAGUGUGAAGUGCUGCAUUACCCUAAAGAAGAGGCCAUCCUCUACCAGCUAUUCAGGGAAGGUGACCGGUCCAAGACCUUAGCGUUCCACAGUGCUCUGUCUGGUGAGAUGGCCAAUUUCCCUCUGUUCAUCACUGCUUCCUACGAGGGCUACCUGGUGUGUGUGGCCAGCGUCCAGAACAACACAGCAAUACAACCCACCGUCAGCCAAAGACACUACCUCAGAGUAGUCGUACCAGUGAAUGGUGCGGAGGUUGUAGUCCAGUCAGGGUCUGUGGAGUUCUACGAAGGGAAGCCGCUGUCUCUACGCUGUAACAUCACCAAAGGGAACCAUGUCUCCUACCAUUGGCUGGUGGAUGGGAAGCCCCUCCCCCUGUCUCCUUUACACUAUCAGGCACAGGAACAACUCUUCUUCUACAGGAUGAUUCCCCAGGACAGUGGGGUGUACACCUGUGUUGCUACCAACCAACUCAACCUUACCAAUGUCUACUCCUCCAGGAGCAUCGCCCAGGUCAUCAAGGUCAAAGAGCUCGUGUCUGAACCAGACCUCUUCUUCUCGGUACUGAAGGAAGGAGACGGAACCUACUUUGCCCUCGUCACCUGUCAAUCACUCAAGGGGACUCCGCCCAUCACCUUCUCCCUCUACAACAGGUCAGAGUUCGUCACCACGGAGACAGUUGACGAGCGAUUUGCCAUGUUCACUAUUCCAGUGGUUCUAGAUCUCCACAUGGGCUUUCUACAGUGUCAGGCGGAGAAUGGAGACCGGGUGGUGUACAGUCAGUUGACGGCCAUGCACAUUGUUCCAGUAGGUGGCGCUGUGACGAUGCACUACGACACCGACGUGGGAGAGAACUUCUCCAUUGUGGGCCUGAGGUUUUACUGUUCUGUGGAGAGGGGAACCUUGCCCUGGUACCGCUGGUUCCUCAACGGAACUGUUCUAGAAGGCCAUGGAGACUUCUACUGGGUUGAGAACCAGCCGGAGCAAUCCAUUUUGUUGUUGUCUGUGGGGUGGAGCAGUGCUGGAACGUACCAUUGUGAGGUGACCGACAGCUUUAAUGGCACUACGGUGAUCAGCAGUAGGGAGAGGUACAUCGAUAGAGAAGUGUUGAACCACCUCCCUACCGCGGUGGUGGCUGUUGUGUUUGGCUGUUUCCUCUUCCUGGUUACCUUGGUGACCGCCUGUUGUUUCAUUGGACUGCUGUACCGGAAAAUACAGUAUUAUGUCGAAAAGUCCACGUUGGAUCUCAGGUUGGGUCUGGAGAUGCACAACAUAAUGGUGUCUGGUGAUGAUGAAGAGUUCCUGGGUCGCUGCAUUAUGGUGGCCGAGGGUGAUAACGAAGUGGAUGAAGAGGAAUACAUGGAGGAUGAGGGAGUGGUGAGAGCAGCCAGAAUCGUUGACUCAGAUCAGGGGGAAGUAGAUUCGACAGACGAGUGGCUGCAGCUUCAACAGGAACUGUAGAAGAAAUCCA